Amphibalanus amphitrite is the source of this 2671-nucleotide messenger RNA. RefSeq names its product rhophilin-2-like. The transcript has 14 exons. Gene Ontology annotation, molecular function: protein binding. The coding region runs from base 236 to 2251 and encodes 671 amino acids. The record is from RefSeq and is a predicted model, not a curated record. NCBI's taxonomy places the organism in Eukaryota, Metazoa, Arthropoda, Thecostraca, Balanomorpha, Balanidae. Gene Ontology annotation, biological process: negative regulation of stress fiber assembly; signal transduction.
GGGGCGGUGGAUCACUGCCAUUCGCGACUGAGUGAAGCGGUCGGGGCCGGCCGGCAGUGCCGGUUCUGUGGUGUGGGCGGGUGUGUGUGCCUGUGUGGUCUGAGGGAGAGUGCAGAGUGGUGACCCGGACCGAGGUCCACCCUCGUGCCGAGAGGUCACAUGGGUUAGGAGAGAGGUGGAGAGUGAGGAAGAGCGGACGGAGGAGCUGCUGGUCGGGACUCAUCCGGUGAUCAGCAUGGGACUGUCGCAGAAGGAGCUGCUAGCAGCCGUGGAGCGAUCCCAGAACAAGGCCAUCAAAAAGGGCUCGGACCCAGGAGCCGCCACGUGCCGGGGCAAGCUGCAGUACCGCCGCUCUCGGCUGAAUGUCGACAUCAACAAACACCUGCUGCUGCGACAGGGCGCCGAGAACCUCCUCAGAGCGGCUGAGAACAAGAAGGUUCGCCAGGCGGUAUCGCUGGAGCUCAGCUUCCUCAACUCAAACCUGCAGUUUCUCAAGGAGGAGCUAUCCGACCUCAACAGCUCCGUGGAUGUGUAUCAAAAUGACGACAGCAAACUGCAGCACAUACCAAUGAUCCCGUUUGGACUUAAAGAGACCAAUCCCAUCGACUUUACGGAUGCUUUCAAGGAAUUCAUAGCCGAGCACUACCAUGAAGACCCCGAGCCGUAUAUUGGCGUCAUCAAGGAUUUCAUCGACACCAGGCAGGCAAUGAGGACGCCCCAGCGGAGCAGUACGGGACUGGCGCUGCUGUUUGAGUACUACAACCAGCUCUACUUCAUCGAACGGAGGCUCUUCCCUCCCGACAGACAUCUGGGGGUCUAUUUCGAAUGGUACGAUUCUCUGACGGGCCUGCCCAGCUGCCAGCGGACGAUGGCCUUUGAGAAGGCGUCUGUUCUGUUCAACAUCGCCGCAUUACACAGCCAGCUGGGCGCCAAGGAAGCUCGGACCUGUCAGAAGGGUCUGGACACCACUAUCGGGCACUACCUGCGAGCAGCCGGAAUAUACAGGUAUAUUUUGGAGAAUUUCUCGAACGCCCCGAGCCGUGACCUGGACCCGGACGUGCUGGAGGUGCUGACCGGCCUGCUGACCGCCCAGGCAGGCGAGUGUCGCCUGGAGCGACUGCUGUUGGAAGAGGAGAGCGCCGAGCUGGCAGCCCGGCUGGAGAUGGGCAGGGAGGCCGCUCAGGUGUCUGAGAUGUACCGGCGACUGGGGGAGCGGAUGACACCGAUGUCCGAAUCCUCUGAGGAGUCAGUGCCGCCCUCCUGGCAGGACUUGGUCAACAUCAAGGCGGUCCACUACUCGGCACUCGCUCACAACCACUUGGCCCUCGGACUACUGGACCACCGAGGUCCUCUGAGUGAACAGGACGCCGCGACACUCCGGCACUCCCAGCAGGACGGAGGCACCAUUCUGGGGGCGGAACUGACGGCACCGCGCACCGCCGCACAGGCCUUCUAUCUCGGCCGGUGCCACCUCCGCGAGGCGAUCACCCAGCACGAGGAGGCACUGCGGCUCUACCGCAUGUCCCGCGGCCUGAAGAAGCAGGAGAGCCUGCUGCACGUGCUGAGGGUGGCACUGGAGCUGGCAGCUGAGAGACAGGCGGUGACACAGCGAGAGGACGACUUCGAUCUGCCCGUCGAGCCGCCGGCCAUCUCUGGCGGCUCGGCGCGGCCGCUCGCCCCCCGUCCGCCCGAAUUCGGCCGGUACCCGGUGGCCGACCCGCUCCACCGGCUCGGCCCUCUGGAGACGUUCUCUGCGCACCACCGCUGGUCGCCGCCCCGAGAGGUCACUGUGAGCCGGCGGCCCGGCGAGCCGCUCGGGUUCAGUCUGAAGAGGGAGGCGCCUGUCGUGGUGGUGGAUGUGGAACAGGAUGGAGCGGCACAGAGAGCUGGUCUGAAGGACGGCGACUAUAUUGUGGCCAUGGGGGAGCAGGACCUCAAGUGGAGCGGUCACAGUGACGUUGUGGACCUGCUGAGAAAGGCCGGCACAGAGUUCAGCGUCACCGCGGUCACGCCGCAGCACCGGGCGGCACAGCAGCCGAAGAGUCCGCCGGCUACUCCAGACGGCUCGUGGGACUCUGUAUCCAGUUCAGGAGUCAGCUCAGCCGCGCCCAGCCGAAAACAGAGCCCGGCAGGCAGCGUGGCCAGCACCGCCAGCAAGACGGCCGCCUCCCGGCGACUCUCCUGGAACCCCUUCCGGAGAGCUACACGAUCCGACUCCGGGUCGGGAAAGACGCGUUCGGCAGCCGCGUGACUGGCGCCACGGAGGGUCCGUGACGGGCGUGACGGAGGGCUCGUGACUGGCGUGACGGAGAGCCACGUAGAGAUGUUGUUUUGUGGUGUGAUGAAUGAAAUAUGUAGUCUUCCGAGUGCAGGAAAGAGCGGACUCGAGACGGGUUGUGCCCAACGGUUGUGUUGGGACUACGGACCCCGGUCAGUGUGAUAUUUACCCUAUAGAUGGCUGCCGAUAUACCUAACCCACCUAGCUGGCUGGCUGAAUACCCAGUAGGUUGGGGCAUGACAGUCAGUUAUAUUUAGAGUCAGGUCGUUGUGCUUGCCUGUUUGUCGCUAUCUACCCAGCCUUAGACCUAUUUUUAGGCCCUGCGAAGCAUGCCAUGCAAUGCGAGAAAGCAUUUAAUGAUGUUGGUGUUAAAUAAACUUAUGCCUAUGGAAA